ACCAGAAGCUUGAUUACAUAACAGUUUUUUGAACUGAGAUGGGCAAUUGGGGCAUGCACCGGGAGGCGACAGGCGAGAGGAUAAGAACGGCUGAUCCUUUCGCCUGCUUCUUAAAAAAAGAAGAAGAAAAAAAAGCUAAGGUGUAUUUGUUUCGUUCUACCUACGUACGUGAACUUGCCUCUCAACUGACACCCUAUACGUACGGUAUAUACGUAGUAUAUUACCGACGCAACAGGGCGCGGAUGGAGAGGUUGACCUGCGUUUAUUUAUUUUGGAGCGCACACGACACCCCAAGCUAGUCUAGCUCCCAACCAAAACAACAACAACAACAACUACUCGCAGGUCGCAACGCCGCCGCAGCAGCCUAUGGAGGAGGAAGCCGGCAGAAGCUGGACGACGGAUGAGAGAGGAGACGACGACGGCGACCAGCUGCGCGGGACGACGACGGCGACGGGCAGCCGGAGGGUGGCCGCCGCCGCCGCCGGCGCUAGCGGCGAGAUCGAGAUGCUACAGACGGAGGCCGCCGCCACGGUCGUCGUCGUCGGUGGCGGGGCGUCGGCGUCGGCGUCGGUCCAGCAGGGAGGAGGCGACGCGGAUGACGAAUGCGGUAUCCAGCAGAUACCAAUAUGGAAGAGAUUUCUAACACAUGCUGGACCUGGUUUCCUGGUUUCCUUGGCCUACAUCGACCCCAGCAAUGUGCAAACUGAUUUGCAGGCUGGAUCAAGUCACAAAUUUGAGUUACUAUGGGUUCUAUUCUUUGGAUUCUUUUUCGUAUUGGUUAUACAAUCUUUGGCAGCAAAACUGGGCAUCAUCACAGGAAGGAAUCUUGCUCAGAUGUGUAUGUAUGAAUAUCCAAAGUUAGUGAAAUAUGGCCUUUGGUUGCUCAUUGAGGUUGGCGUGAUUGCUGCCACUAUACCAGGAGUUUUAGGAACAGCUUUGGCAUACAACAUAUUGCUCAACAUCCCUUUUUUGGUUGGUGUUCUGAUAUGUGGAGCAAGCACGUUCCUGCUUCUAGCUUUACAGAUCUAUGGGGUUAGGAAAAUAGAGCUCAUAGGAGUUAUUUUUAUGCUCCUUAUCGCCAUUUCCUUCUUUGUUGAACUGAGUACUGUCAAUCCUCCUAUGGGUGAGGUAAUUCAAGGUCUAUUUAUCCCGAGAUUGCGAGGGGUUUAUGCUGUGUCAGAUGCAAUUGCACUAUUUAGCGUCCUCGUUGUGCCGCAUAAUCUCUUCCUGCAUUCAUCACUGGUGGUAUCAAGAAAAAUAUCACCUUCUCCAAAAGGAUUUAAGGACACUUCAACGUUCUUCUUGAUUGAGAACGCAUUUGCUAUGCUUCUUGUGCUACUUGUAAAUGUAGCAAUUGUGUCAACUACAGGGACUAUAUGUGCCAAUAAUACUCAGCUGGUUGACAACAACAAUGCAUGUAGUGGUCUUACACUGAACUCAGCGUCAGUAUUAUUGAAGAAUAUGUUUGGCAGAUCAACUUCAAAAAUAUACGGCUUAGCAUUAUUAGCUUCUGGUCAGAGUAACACAAUGACUACUAGCUAUUCAGGACAAUACAUUAUGCAGGGUUUCUCCGGGAUGAGGAAAUGCAUCGUUUUUAUCAUUGCUCCCUGUUUCACCGUCAUACCUAGUUUGAUAAUUUGCAGUGUUGCUGGUGCCCCUCACGUUCGACAACUCAUCAACGUGUCUGCGAUCAUCUUAGCUUUUGUAUUGCCAUUUUCCCUAGUUCCCCUCCUAAAAUUCAGCAGCAGUUGCGCGGUGAAGGUACCAUACAAGAACUCAGCUUGUAUUGUCCAAGUCGCGUGGAUUCUCUCCAUUGUAAUUAUGGGGAUCAAUAUUUAUUUCUUCUGCAAUAGCUUCAUAAGUUGGCUUGUGCACAGUGAACUCCCAAGGAUAGUCAAUGUUAUAAUUAGCACCCUUGUCUUCCCUUUCAUGGCGGCAUAUAUUGCAGCUUUAAUCUACUUGGCUUUCAGAAAAGUUAAUGCUGCUGGCAUAUUCCCUUCCGUGUCAGCUUCCACUGGGACUGAAGUAGAAGCAUGGAGGCAAGAUGGCAACAUUGAUGAUAUUGGUGUACAUUGAUAUGUUUGAAACACAGUAUAUAAAUAUACUCUUUCAUUAAAAAAAUAUUUUGUUCAUACACCACACAUUAGGGAAGACGUCAAACCAUUAUUGAAAGAUGUAUAUAGUUAUACAUAUAGUUUUAUGGUUAGAUUUGUUGUCCCUUUAGGAAUGUAGUAUAAGCAAUUUAAGUUUUUUUUUUAUCUACGGUGGUAUCUAAUAUAAGGAUUUAUCUGUCCUUGGUGGUU
Messenger RNA from Zea mays, 2303 nucleotides. RefSeq names its product metal transporter Nramp4. The transcript is spliced from 13 exons. Bases 367 to 2076 code for a protein of 569 amino acids. Gene Ontology annotation, molecular function: manganese ion transmembrane transporter activity; cadmium ion transmembrane transporter activity. Gene Ontology annotation, cellular component: plasma membrane. The record is from RefSeq and is a predicted model, not a curated record. Gene Ontology annotation, biological process: iron ion transmembrane transport; manganese ion transport. NCBI's taxonomy places the organism in Eukaryota, Viridiplantae, Streptophyta, Magnoliopsida, Poales, Poaceae.